Messenger RNA from Coffea eugenioides, 1128 nucleotides. RefSeq lists its product as uncharacterized. Lineage: Eukaryota; Viridiplantae; Streptophyta; Magnoliopsida; Gentianales; Rubiaceae. Bases 159 to 752 code for a protein of 197 amino acids. The record is from RefSeq and is a predicted model, not a curated record. The transcript has 2 exons.
UCCAGAGAUUGGCAGACGUAGAGAGAGAAAAGUUGACGGAUCAGAGCGGAAAUCGUAGUUAGAUAAUUGGAGUCUUGGAGUAUUGUAUAUAGUGGUUAUUAUUAGUACUUACUGGGGGACAAAGAUAGACGGGAUUGAAUUGCAAAUUGCAAUUAGGAAUGGCAUCGGCAUGGUUGAGUACAAACAUUGCAGCUACCGGUGCAAGUAGCAUAACGUAUGGGAUGUCUGGAAUGGUAGUAAGAGUAGCCCCCGUUGAUCCUAUAAAUGUAAAAAAUGUAAACCGUCACAAUCAUUAUCGCUGCUGCAGCACCGCCGCCAGUAGUACUAGUACUGCUAGUAUUUAUCCUCCAACGAAGCUCUCGUCGUCUUCGUCGAGGGGCAGAAAGAGGUGCUACGCUAACCGGAGGAGAGCUGAAGCGGUAAUCAGAGCUGAAGCAGAGACCCCAAUCCCAAUGGCAACCAGCGUCAUCGAGAAAUCCGGAAUCAAGAUCAUUAAAAACCCUCCUGAAUCUAGGCUCUCUGACCUCGGCGUCAGAACUUGGCCCAAGUGGGGGUGUCCUCCUAGCAAAUUCCCAUGGACAUACUCAUCCAAGGAAACGUGCUACCUACUGAAGGGAAAGGUUAAAGUCUAUCCUGACGGAUCUGAGGAAGUUGUGGAAAUUGGUGCUGGUGACUUGGUUGAAUUCCCAAAGGGUAUGAGCUGCACUUGGGAUGUCUCAGAGGCUGUGGACAAGCAUUACAGCUUCGAUUAACUGCAGUCUCGAUGCAUAAGGCUCUGCAAGUUUUACCAGCCUAUGAUUACUAGCAAAAUGGAUAUUCAACAGUGAUUAUUACUUGUCUACGUAGUCAAGCAUGCUUCUGCAGUUGUGAUGCUACUAAAAUGUUGAAAUUACAUGAAAUCUCUAAUCCCAGAAAGGCAAAAAUUGCAACUGGAUACCGUGUAACUAGUUUGUCGAAUGUAGUGUUUGGACGCUGGUUUUGUAUCAAGGAAGGCAGACUGCGGAUAAAAGAAGAUAUCUAGAAUUUUUAUAGUUACCGAUAUGAUGCCUUGAGAAUGUUAGAAUACUGUACGAACUGAGGACUUGUACCUGGACUUCCAAAUUGAGGAUAGAUUCUACUUACUGUGCA